Hemicordylus capensis (graceful crag lizard) is the source of this 4868-nucleotide messenger RNA. RefSeq names its product laeverin (gene LVRN). Gene Ontology annotation, biological process: proteolysis; peptide catabolic process. The transcript has 20 exons. Gene Ontology annotation, molecular function: peptide binding; zinc ion binding; metalloaminopeptidase activity. Lineage: Eukaryota; Metazoa; Chordata; Lepidosauria; Squamata; Cordylidae. Gene Ontology annotation, cellular component: cytoplasm. Bases 1 to 2973 code for a protein of 990 amino acids. The record is from RefSeq and is a predicted model, not a curated record.
AUGGGCUCCAAGUCGCGCUCGGGCUUCUACUUGGGCAAAAAGACCGCGAGGCUGCUGGCGCUGCUGCUGCUGGCGCUGCUCUUGGCGCUCCUCGUGCUGGGCAUCCUCUACGGACGCUGCGUGCGGCAGCUGGAGGACGAAAAGGCGCGGACAGAGGCGCCCACUCCGACACCUCCCGCCAGCGCCUCGCCUCCAGGGCGGCCGCCAGGACCCUGGGACCACCCGCGCCUUCCCUCUCACGUGGAGCCUUUGCACUACUCGCUGCUGCUGUGGCCCCACAUGGCGCCCGGGCUGCCCGAGCCCCGCACGCACUCGGGGCAGGUGAACAUCACGGUGCGCUGCCGCCAGGACACGCCCACGGUGCUUUGGCACAGCGCCGCGCUCACCUAUCAGAGCGCCGUCGUCGUGGGACCCCUCGACCAGCCGCAGGGCGCCGGCGCCAACCGCAGCCUGGCCCGCAGCAGCAACAGCAGCAGCGUCCCAGUGGCCGAGCUGUGGGAAGCGACGCUGAACCAGUACGCGGUGCUGGAGCUGCGCGAAAACCUGAGCGCCGGCGCCCUCUAUGAGCUGCAGCUCGCCUUCCAAGGAUCCAUCCAGGGGGGGCCACGUUUCAGCGGGCUCUUCCUUAGCACUUAUGAGGACGAAGGCGAGAAGAGAACACUGAUUGCAUCACAGCUACAACCAAUAGAUGCAAGGACUGUUUAUCCAUGCUUUGAUGAGCCUGCCAUGAAAGCUACCUUUAACAUCAGUAUUGUUCACCAUCCAAGUUAUGUAGCACUUUCCAACAUGCCUGCUAUAGAUGUAUCUGAGUAUAAAGAUGUGAAUGAGAGCACACUAAGUGUAUUGCAUAAUUGGACUAUACCAAAGAAUUGGACUAUUACCACUUUUGAAACAACACCGAAAAUGUCCUCAUAUCUCACUGUUUUUGUGGUCUGCAACUUUGAUUACGUUACCACAACUGAGAGGGGCAAUGAGAUACGCAUUUGGUCUCAGAAGGACAAUAUUAGAAAUGGGUUUGCUGAUUAUGCCUUAAAUAUCACUGGAAGAAUAUUUUCAUAUAUGGAAGACUUACUUAAUAUCAGUUACUCACUUUCCAAAACAGAUCUGAUUGCAUUGCCUAAUUUGGGAGCAGGUGCUAUGGAAAACUGGGGAUUAAUGACUUUCCAGGAAAAUUCCUUGUUAUAUCGCCCGCAAGAUAAAUUCACAGACAGGAAAAUUGAUAUUCGUCAAGUUGUUUCCCAUGAGAUAGGACACCAGUGGUUUGGAAACCUGGUUACAAUGGAUUGGUGGAACGACUUAUGGCUUAAUGAGGGAUUUGCAUCUUAUUUUGAAUAUCUUGGUGCAAACUAUAUUGAAACUAGAGAAUCAAUGGACAAAGUCUUUAUUAGUAAUGUUUUAUUACCUACACUGGAUAUUGAUGAUGGUAAAAUACCACAGUCCUUAUCAGUCAUAAAAGAAAAAGCAGAAACUGAUAGAUUUACAGGCGCAUUUGAUAUGCUCACAUACCAUAAGGGGGCUUCCAUAGUCCGGAUGCUUUGCAGCUUUGUGACGGAAAAACUGUUUACCAAAGCACUCAAUUCGUAUCUGAAUGCAUUUUCCUUUUUGACUGCUGUCCAGGAUGAUCUGUGGCAUCAUGUUCAGAAGGUAGUAGACAAGCAACACGAUGUCCAACUGCCAGCACCAGUAAAAGUGAUAAUGGACACUUGGACCUGUCAAUAUGGCUUCCCAGUCCUAACAGUAAAUCUAUCCACUGGAAAUAUCAAGCAGGAACAAUUUUAUGAUACAAGAAACAACAUAACAAAAACUUCCAAUAACACAUGGAUCGUUCCUAUUUCUUGGAUGAGAAAUGCAACCGUACAACCUUUAAUAUGGCUUGAUAAAAGAAGCAAAAUAUUUCCUGAAAUGAAAAUAUCAAAUUCAGAACAUGACUGGAUUAUUUUAAAUGUGAAUGUGACUGGUUACUAUAGAAUUAAUUAUGACCAAUUACACUGGAGAAGAUUGGCCAAAGUGCUUGAAAGUGACCCAAAGGUGAUUCCUGCUGUCAACAGGCUCCAGUUGAUUGUGGAUGCUUUUGAACUGAGACGGUCUGGUUACACAGAGUAUGAUACACCAAUGCUAUUAACCAAGUACCUUGAAAAAGAAGAUGAUAACUCAGUGUGGAAUGUAGUUCUGACCGAACUAAAUGCUUCCUAUUGGAGAUUUAUUCUGAGUGAUUAUGAGUUAUAUCCAGUUUUAAAGAAAUACUUCUUACCGCGAAUUUCAACAAUAUACCGCUAUUAUGCAGAUCUCCUUCGUCAGGACUCCUUUGAAAUAUUUGCAGUUGAGUACACUGUUAAAGCAAGUAUAGACAGAAUCCUUCGAACAGCAUGUUGGUUUGGUCUCCAAGACUGUUUAGACCUAGCAUCUGAAAUCUUUGCCAAGUGGAUGGACAACCCCAAUUAUGAGGUUCCUUUUUGUAUUAGUGAUGCCAUUUGUUGCUAUGCUAUUCAAGUGGGUAGUGAAAAAGAAUGGGACUUUGCAUGGAAAAUGUACAAUCUUAAUGAUUCCAGAACUGAAGACAAAUAUGCAAUAUUUACUGCCCUAAGCUGCACCCGUGAGCCAUGGCUACUUCGAAGAUUUUUGCAGUAUUUUCUCAAUGAUUCUAUAAGUGCAUCAGCUUUUAUAACUAUAUCAGAAGUAAUUGAAGAAGUGGCAAAAACGGAAGUUGGCCAUUGGAUAGCUUGGAUAUUUGUAAGAGACAAUUGGUCAAGUUUAUAUGAUAGGUUUGGGGUUGACCCAUUAAAUGCUUUGAUCACUACCAUCCGUACAGAUCUAGAGGUCCAAAUGAUACAGCCUUUACUUAACAAUACUCUUGAACCACAUCAAAUAUUAGCUACUAAUGAUAGACUGAUGGCAGUACAAUCUAGACAUGAAGAAAAGAAAGAAUCCCUCAUCCAAAUGAUCAAGUGGUUAAGGAAAAAUAUAGAUGUUUGACAUCUGCGAACUCUUCAAAGUGUGUGUGUGUGUAUUUAGUAGAUGGCUUGCUGGCAUCUUAUAUUAUUUUUGUUAUAUUUUUCAAAAAGAACACACAUUACUUUGUAUGUAGAAAUGUCACUUUGAGUUUCAGAUGGGGAAAAUUUGUGAUAUGCUGCCCAGUGCAAAGCAGGCUACUGGUUUUUUUGGAAGGAAUGAAGAGAUUUCCACCCAGGAUAUUGCAAUACCAAAAAUAUAUGUGUAUCUUAGUGGAUUCUUCAUUUGUGGGAGUGCACUUUAAAAACCUGUGCCUAUAUGAAGGCAAAAAGAACAUCAAGAAUAUUUUUUUGCUGUGUCCAGUGAACUGAAUGAAGCAAGCUUUGGUGUUUGAAAUAAAGGACUAGAAGAAGCUAAUGUACUGCCUGUUUUCGGCUGAAUUUGCUAUAUGAUGUGGGACUCAACAUUCAUAUUGUUUUCAGCUUCAGCUUUCUUACCUUUUGAAAUCAAGAUAAGAGGAAUAAUAAAAGAUAACUCCCAGGUUUACAAUACAUGAAUGUUUCCUCCAGAUCUUGCAGGCAGUGAGCUAUAGAAGUGCAAAGCUCAUUAUUUUUACACUAAAGAGUCUUCUGCACCAACUAUAUUUGAAUUACUUUGUAAAAUUCCUACAGAUUUUUAGUACUCCAAGUCUGUUGUUGAGUGUAUUGUAUAAUUUAUAUUGCAUUUGGGUCACCAGUGUGCAAGCAAGAUAUAUUUGUUUAUGACAUUUGUAUGUUUAUUUGCAUCUAAAAAUUAAAUCGUACUGAUCUAUCAAAGCUGUUGUAAUCCAGCAUGACAGCCACCUGCCAAACAAUGAAUGCCUCAAGGAAUAAAAAGAUAGACCAUAGUGCAGCACAACUUUCAUUGUGCUUAACCAGGCUUAACUCUUUGCUGAAUUUAAAGUAGGAUCUAAGAACAAGGCAGAGAGAGGUAAUGCAGAGUAAAUAGAACUGUAGACAUGGAAAAUUCCUCUGUUGAUACCUCGUGUAGCACAGCAGGGAAACAAAAAGCACCUCUUUGUCAUUUUCAAAAUUCCCUUUUACUUCUGCUAUGGUAUAAGGAGAAUCUUUAUGACAGGCAUAAGACAGAAUUCCUCAGCAGGGCCUAUUUUUAGCUGCAGUACCAAAGUGUGUGCAAACCUUCCUCAGGGAAGACUUAGAAACUGGAAUUCCGAGAAAGUAUAGUGUGUACUGAUUUUAUUAUUGAUUAUCCCACACAUGCCACCAAAUCUUUCCAUGUAGCCUUACUGUAGCCUCUGUGCAAAAGUGAUCUAACAUCUUUGCCAACACAUUGAAAUAUAUUUCACACUGGUCUGCAGAAUAUUAAUGGGCCUGACUUUAAGUUCACAGAUCGUACAAUGCUAUGUGGUCAGCAUUGAAUAUGAAACCACUGCCACUUUUCUCACCUUUUCAUUUAAUAUUUUCCCUUUCUUGUGUUUACAAAAUGUUAAUUUGUAAAUAAAUAAAUAAAUAAUAAUAAUAAUAAAUUGAAAUUGCCAAUAUGUAUAUAUUUACAAAAAUAGUUUUAGAUAAGAAUGUAUAUAUUUUUUAAAAAUAUAUGAUUUUAACUUUCCCUGUGCCUCUUCUUAGUAAUGAUGGAGUUGGGCUUUUUGAAUUCAUUCUUUUGUGCAGUUCCUGCUCUGAACAGCUGGGAGUUCAGGGCAGCUUUUAUGACACGUGGUUUCCUUUGGAAGAGAGUAUUGGAGACUUAUGGUGUGGUUUGUUUUUCUUUUAAAACAAAUAUACAUCUUGACCAGGUUUUACAUGAUUACAGCAGAGGCAGAUGUAGAUUUAGUGUGGCUCUGUGCUCAACCUCAUUUUGGGGGCUGCCGCAGAACCAGCCCUCCCCCAGCUGGAUCCAAAUAAAGUGAGGUACCUACA